Molecule: messenger RNA, 792 nt
Organism: Achroia grisella
Lineage: Eukaryota; Metazoa; Arthropoda; Insecta; Lepidoptera; Pyralidae
Exons: 2
Coding region: 1-792 (263 amino acids)
Source: RefSeq, a predicted model, not a curated record
AUGGGGAGCCCAGUGGCACCAUUAGUAGCUAAUAUUUGGAUGGAGCACAUUGAGACAAAGAUUCUUGCUCUCAGACCAUUAGAAAUUAGCCUGUGGAAAAGAUAUGUAGAUGAUGUUUUUUGCAUAUUUAAUGGUACACAACAACAAGCAGACGAAUACCUAAAAUACCUAAAUUCCAUACAUUCUAAAACCAAAUUUACAAUGGAAUUGGAGAAAGAUAGGUCCUUAGCUUUCUUGGACAUCCUAGUUAUGGUGAGAUCCGAUGGCUCGGUUACACACACAGUAUACCGGAAACCAACACACACAGAUAGAUACCUACAUGCCUCCUCACAUCAUCACCCACGACAUUUACAAUCAGUCGUCACCACUCUCACAAACAGAGCGCAAGAUCUCUGUGCCCCUGAAUUUGUGGAACAAGAACUAUCCCACGUUCAAGAAGUACUCAAGAAAAAUGGUUACAUAAAGAGUAGAAGGCAAAAUAAGCGCGUAACAAAAGCUAAAAAACCGGAAGUGAACAGACAGCCAGCGUACAUGACUUACUUAAGAGGAAUAACGGACAAAAUUGGAACAGCACUAAAUAAAUACUCCAUUAAGACUGUAUAUUAUCCGCCCUCAAAAGUAACGAACAAUUUACGUUCACCAAAGGAUAAGCUACCUUAUGAAGCUCCAGUUGUCUACAAAAUUGACUGUAGUUGUGGUAGCUCUUAUAUUGGCCAAACAAAGCGAUCAAUAGCCGAGAGAGUCAAAGAGCACAUCGCAGCGGUAAAGGUCUUAAAAGAAGUUCUAUUAUAA